UUGGUGGAGCUCUCCCCGCGGGUGCAGGGUGAUUGGCCGGCGGGGCGGGGGCCGCGCGCUGAUUGGCUGUCGCGCGGUGGGGGCUCUGCCGGGCCGUGGCCCCCGCGCGGAGCGAUCGCGGGAGGAGGAGAAGGGGGGGGGCAAAAAGAGAGACCCCCCGGGACACCCCCGGAACCCCCCGAAAUUCCACCUGGUGCUGGACAGAACCUCCCCCAGGAAGGAGCUGCUCUGCCUGUCCCCACAUUCCCAACAGCUCCCCAGUCCCCCAAAAACGCUCAGAAUUCCCAUUAUUUCUCCCGUUUUUGUGGCCGAAUUUGGAGCCGGAAAUGUCUAAAAAGCAGAACACAAAAGAUCCCUCGGGAUUUAUCUUUGAUGUUCAGUCCAACACUGUGAUGGCCCAGGGAGGGACCUUUGAGAACAUGAAGGAAAAGAUCGGAGCUGUCCGAGCGAUCGUUCCCAACAGGAGCAACAACGAGAUCGUCCUGGUCCUGCAGCACUUUGACAACUGUGUGGAUAAAACAGUCCAGGCCUUCAUGGAAGGGAAUGCCAGUGAGGUGCUGAAGGAAUGGACUGUGACAGGCAAAAAAAAGAACAAAAAGAAGAAACCCAAACCCAAACUUCCCAGUGGCUCCAGCUCUGCCCUCCCAGCCCCUGGAAAACCAGUUCCUCCUGGAGAGGAGACCCCGGGAAACUGGGAGAAGGGGGGGAUGAACGGAUUCCACGUGAACGGCUGCGCCCAGGACACGGAAUCUGUGGAUUCCCUGAGCGAGGGCCUGGAUGGGAUGUCGAUGGAUGGCAGGGAAGUGGAUGCAGAGCCCGGCCUGAGGAAUGGACUGUCCGGCCCUGACCCCCCAAGGCUCCCCAUCCCUCCCCCCAGGGCUCUGCCCACCCCCCACUCCGACCCCCGGGAAGAGGCUCCGGUGUCACCCCCCGGCAGGAAAAUGGGGUCAAACAUCGAGAAGUCGGUGAAGGACCUGCAGCGCUGCUCCGUGUCCCUGGCGCGGUACCGGGCCCUGCUCAAGGAGGAGAUGGACACCUCCAUCAGGAAGAUGAAGCAGGUCUUUGCCGAGCUCCAGAGCAGCCUCAUGGACCGGGAAGUGGCUUUGCUGGCCGAGAUGGACAAAGUGAAGGCAGAAGCAAUGGAGAUCCUGGUGGGGAGGCAGAGGAGGGCGGAGGCCCUGCGGAAACUCACAGACGGGGCCGCGCGGAUGUCGGAGGAGCAGCUGCUGGAGCUCAGGGCUGACAUCAAGCACUUUGUGAGCGAGCGCAAGUACGACGAGGAGCUGGGCAGGGCCGGCAGGUUCACCUGCGACCUGGAGGGGCUCAAGAGGAGCAUCACCUGCUUCGGCCAAGUGUCCCACCCCAAGACCAGCUAUUCCAGCCGCUCCCGCUGCAGCUCCGGCCCCCCCGGGGCCCCCCCCGGGCCCCCCCAGUGCCUCCCCCACCCCCAGCACGGCCGGGAAAGCCCCGGGACCCCCCGAGGGGGCUCUGGGGGACACCGGGGGGGGACGGCCCCAGCCCCCCCCGAGAGCCUUCCCAGCGGAUCCGGAGGGCAGAAGCAGGACCUGGAGCCCCGACCCCGCGGCACAACGGCCCCCCUGAGCCCCCCAACAGCGGGACCCGGCCCGGCCCCCGCAACCCUCCGACCCCGGGCCCCCCAACCGCCCCCGGGGGGGGGGCUCCCCCCACGGAGACCCCGCAAGAGCCACCCCAAGGGAGCGAAUUCCUGAGGAAAACUCUGGGAUCCUGACGGGGGUCCCAGCCACGUUUACAAUUCCCGUUCUGUGCCAUUUCCCCUCCUUUUUACCCCUUUCUCCCCCCCCAUCCUGGUCUGUUCCAUGUUGUCCCAUCGGGAUUUGGGGGUUCAGGACCCCCCCAGUGCUGCCAUCGCCCCCUCCCCCCUCCUUCCGCUCCAUCCCAAAAAUCCCUCGCGCUGGAAGCGAGGAGGAGCAGGGGGAGGAGGGGCCUCUGACCCCCCCAGGAUCUGGAAUGUUCUCCUCUGGGAACUGGGGAGUCCCCUCUGUCUCCCCCAAAUCUGGGAUGUCCCCUGAGUCCCUCUGGGAUCUGAGGUGUCCCCUCUGUGUCCCCCCAGGAUCUGGAAUGUUCCCUGUGGGAUCUGGGGUGUCCCCUCUGACCUCUCUGUGUGCGCUGGGACUGGGGGGGGGU
Molecule: messenger RNA, 2166 nt
Organism: Neopelma chrysocephalum (saffron-crested tyrant-manakin)
Lineage: Eukaryota; Metazoa; Chordata; Aves; Passeriformes; Pipridae
Gene: SPATS2
Product: spermatogenesis associated serine rich 2
Cellular component (GO): cytoplasm
Molecular function (GO): protein binding
Source: RefSeq, a predicted model, not a curated record